Molecule: messenger RNA, 3363 nt
Organism: Pungitius pungitius (ninespine stickleback)
Lineage: Eukaryota; Metazoa; Chordata; Actinopteri; Perciformes; Gasterosteidae
Gene: rab3ab
Product: RAB3A, member RAS oncogene family, b
Exons: 5
Coding region: 95-754 (219 amino acids)
Biological process (GO): calcium-ion regulated exocytosis; protein localization to plasma membrane; regulation of exocytosis
Cellular component (GO): synaptic vesicle membrane; endosome; plasma membrane
Molecular function (GO): GTPase activity; myosin V binding; GTP binding
Source: RefSeq, a predicted model, not a curated record
UAUUGUGUCAUGUACGUACUUUCUGACUUGACAGUGGUGGUGCUUCUGCGGGUGCUGAACAGUGUGGAUAGAAACCGGAUAGAAAUCUAUAAAGAUGGCCUCAGCAACAGCAACCUACGGGCAGAAGGAGUCUUCGGACCAAAACUUUGACUACAUGUUCAAAAUCCUCAUCAUUGGCAACAGCAGUGUGGGAAAAACAUCCUUCUUGUUCCGCUACGCCGACGACUCCUUCACACCGGCCUUUGUCAGUACAGUGGGCAUCGACUUCAAGGUGAAAACUAUCUACAGGAAUGACAAGAGGAUCAAAUUGCAGAUCUGGGACACGGCGGGGCAGGAGCGCUACCGCACUAUCACCACAGCCUACUACCGGGGAGCCAUGGGCUUCAUCCUCAUGUACGACAUCACUAACGAGGAGUCCUUCAGUGCUGUCCAGGACUGGUCGACUCAGAUCAAGACGUACUCGUGGGACAACGCCCAGGUGCUGCUGGUCGGGAACAAGUGCGACAUGGAGGACGAGCGGGUGGUGGGCGGAGAUAGAGGCCGGCAGCUGUCUGAGCACCUCGGUUUCGAGUUCUUCGAGGCCAGCGCCAAGGACAACAUCAAUGUGAAGCAGACCUUUGAGCGCCUGGUCGACAUCAUCUGCGAAAAGAUGUCGGAGAGCCUGGACGCCGGAGAUCCCGCCGUUACAGGGGCCAAACAGGGGCCCCAGCUGACGGAGCAGCCAGCUCCUCCUCACCAGGACUGUGCAUGUUAAAUAUGACUCCCCCUCAAACCCCUUUUCUCCCUCUUGCUCUUUGUCAUCCCUCAGCUGGAUCCCAGGGCCUCGGGUCAAAUGCUCCCAUCACCCUUCCACUCACUUUCCUGCUUUUUUCUGUAACCUAGCAUGGAUGAUUGGCUGAGGGGCACCAGAGCCAGGUUGAAAAGGGUCUGAAAUGCUCUCAUAAAAGAGGUAAUUGUGUGGCUGAUUUUGGUCUGAUGCCAAAACCAAGUUCCAUCAAAUCAGAGUGUUUCAGACUCUUUGUGAACCAGGUUUCUGAAGGUUCCCGACCCAUCAUUUGUUCACUCCUUGUUCCUCAGUGUGGUUUUCCAAGAAGGAUUUGACGGCGUUUGUCUUGAGAGUGCCAUUUAAAUCCUUCCGUUCUUUACAGUACUUGGUUUCAUGUCAGUCAAAUGUCUUGGUAAGGUGUCAGCCUCGGAUACGGUGUCGAGGAAGACCGCACAGCAGUUCAUUUGGCAAGGCUGAUCCUGGUGAAAUCUGUUCCAAACUCACUUAGUUUCUUUCAGGAUCGGACUGAAUCAAACAUACACGGAUCUGUGUUUCAUAUUUUGUCUGGUAUCUCAACAUGGAUAGUUCAGGUGUUAUCAAGUGUUUUGUUUUCAUUGACAUCCGAGCAUUUUUUUUUACAUGUUUUUUAUUCUGACGCUCCCUUUAUUCUUUUAAUUCUGGGUGUGGGAAAUAUGAACAAGAUAGAGCUACAUAAAAGUAGCAAAACAUUAGAAGAGAACUUUUAUUUAAUUAUAUUUAUUUAAAAUGUACAUAUAAAUGUUGUGCAAUAUAUAUAUACAUAUAUGUAUAUAUAUGAUAUCUACUGGGAUGCAUUCCUUUGAAUUAAUUUAAAAUUGAUAGAGUUCUAUGAGGAAAGUAUCAAGUAUAAGACGUCCAUGUUGUUGGGUUUGUUUGGGUUUGUUUGGAUGAUGUGUGGAAUUGUUUUUAACCCUCGCGAGCUCCUCCGUGAGUUGUUUCAUUUCCCUGUCGGUUUUGUCUUAUGCUGCCCUCCAAAUAUGUCAGAAAUCCAAACUGUGCUUGGAAAAUACAGUUAUGAAGUUUAAUCUAAAUGUCUAAAAAUUACCAACAUGUUUUUCAUCCUUCAAAUCCUCUCUGUGAUUUCCAACUAAUUUAAGGGCAUCUGAAAAGCAUUUACUGUAACCCAGUUGUACAGUUUGUGCUUAUGAAAUAGAAACAUUUCAUGUAAAAUGUCAUCAUCAAACUGGUUUGGAAGGUGCAAACGUUCUGUUUUGUUUGAGGAUUUUGAUGUAAUUUUGCCUUGAUCAAAUAUUUGACCCUUGAGACUGAAAGGACACGUCAGGAGAGAAUAGUAUAAUGUGUGCUGCACCACCAACACUCAGCGAUUUGGUGUUUCGUUGCCUAGCGACAAACAGCCCAACAGUAGGCAAGUAACUUCUUCAGAAUCAGUAUUCGAGUCGGUUUGUCUGUGUAGGAUAUUGUCUCAGUCUUCAGGUGUACUAUGGACAGCACUGUUUAACAAGCAUUAAACAGCUGAAGGCUGAAAUGUUCACAGUUUUUAAACACUUGUUUCAAGUCAUUGCAGGAAUGAAACAUUUUGUUGAGAGGUUUUGUUGGUUCCAACGUCACAUAUCAGCUAACAGCUGUUUUUAAGUAUACAUAUAGCAGACACUAGCACUGAGGCAAAGCAAUCUGAACGUAUUUGUUUACCAGUUUAAAUACAGCAUCCAAAGUUAUAGCCGGUCUGCUGGGUGCUCCUUUUUUUCAAUUUGCCAAAGAUUGCCGCAUAGGAGGCUCAUUGUUUUCGGAGUUGACACCGCAUUGAGCCGUGUGGCAAAAUUUAAAACUGUAAUUAGACAAAAUGACAAGAGAGAGGAUAGUUGAGAGGGUAAAGCACUUUACCUCUGUGUCAUUAUGGAGGUCCAAACUGUCAAGUCUUAUUUUGUGUGAUCAAAGAAAAUUUGAUUCAGAAAGUAUUUAUUUUGAACAUAUGAAUGACACACAAACCCGAGAUCGGAUGAGCCAUUCACUAUUAAAAUUUGAAAAGAUGAGACUGUUGUUGAAAAACUGAUUAUUAUAAGAAAAGAAGUGAUUGUGACAAACCUGAGAGCUCAUUUUGAUCCUGAGUAUAUUUUACUUCUUACUGGUUGGGACUUUUAAACUGUUCUCCUUUCUAAUAUGUCUUCCUCUCUAUAUAAACCAGAACUGUAAAUACUGUUUCUUCGAGUCAAAUGUGUGGAUUGUGUUGUAUCGACUCAGGUUUGCAGCAAAGAAAAAAAGAGCAAAAAAAAGGCAGUAAUAUCCUGAAACCUUCCCCUAAAAGAGCCCUGUUGUACUGCAUCUGCAUUCUUUACUAGGCCUGCUUGUGAAUGAAUGUGUCACUCUGUUACAAAAGCAAUACACACUACAGUCUCUUCACUAAAAAGAAAUGCCAUCAAGCUUGGUAGAAGUUGCCGACUUUAGAUCUUCUACUAGCACGCAGGAACAUGUACUUUAUUUGGUCUCGUGUCACUGCCUUUACACUCGCUCCUCAGUUUGGGCCAUUAGGAGGAGGAAAUGCUGUGGAUGUUUUUAAUUGUACUUUGUGGUAAAACAAUAAACGGAAUUACUAACACGCA